AUGACUUACGGAGAGUGGACAGAGAACAUCAGCCUCUUCAAGCGUUACUUGAUCCAACAUAAGCAGAAAGAAGUAGCAGAAAGACUCAACUUCCACAUCAAAAACGUAAAGCAAGUCAAAGAAAAGACAAUGACUGACAGGAAGACGGAUAACAGGAGAGCGACAGAGUGUUGGAUGACAGCACUGCGUUACGACAUACUGUGCAGACAACACAUCUUUAUAGAAAGAUUAAACAAAGAGCCGAUAAAAGAUAUCGGUACAUUCAUGAAGAAAUACGAAGACAAAGCCAAAGACAAGUCAUUGAACUUUGGAGAGGCGAACGGAGGUGAAACGAACCCUUACGCGAAGGGAGGUAAACUAGAAUGGAGACACCCCGAGACUGAUUUAGCAUUGAAAAGAAGAGGUCCACGCCCAAACAGAAAUUUCUCAUACGGAGCAAGACCAGGAUUCAACCAGUACAACAGGGGACCAAACUUUAGCCACAACGUCCCGUUUCAUCAGAAUCAACUACCGACAAUCCACAUGGGCUUCCCUAGUCAAGGACAAUCAAACUCAAACCAAGCACCGGUGAACGUCGGCCUGACCUCGAUCCCAAACGUCGCUACAAACAACAAUACACAGCCAAACAAUUACAACAAUUACCAAGGAAGAGGAGCAAGAGGUACCUGGAGAGGUACGAGAGGAGGAGUAGGCAGAGGUGUGGGAAGACAGGUACAGAAUGAGACGUGA
Molecule: messenger RNA, 729 nt
Organism: Melampsora larici-populina 98AG31
Lineage: Eukaryota; Fungi; Basidiomycota; Pucciniomycetes; Pucciniales; Melampsoraceae
Exons: 3
Coding region: 1-729 (242 amino acids)
Source: RefSeq, a predicted model, not a curated record